UUUGGAAAUAAACAGUAUUCGAAUCAGAUCGGCAUGCAUCCGGAUGGAAUCUGUCGGUGUUGUCUUAAGUCUACCACACUCACUGAUAGUACUUCAUUUUCGGAUAAUGAUUUUCGUUCGAAAAUCAAGAUUAUUUUCAAUUUCGAUAUGAGUGAUGAUAAAUCAUUUCCCUCUGUUGUUUGCGCGAGCUGUUGCAGUAGGAUUACGGAGUUUCACCUCUUCUACGAAAUGGUUCGAGCUAAUCAAAUCCAACUUAGGAGCACAUCCACCGGCAACGCGAACUCAAAGUCCUUGGCAAGUGAAGAUGUUAAAAUAAAACAGGAAAUGUCGGCUCGAAAUGAAAGUGAAUUAGACAAAGUUGUUUGGUUGAGCGAACAUGAGUCCGAUCAGGAGAGUACGGUUAUCAAGUCAUCGGAUUCGGUAUCUACACUUGAUGUUAAAGCCGAAAUUAUUGAUUCCGAUGCUACUGAGGGAAGUGACAAACCAAUCACUCGGAAGAAGCGGAGACAAACCCUAAACAAAACCACGGCUACUGGUAAAAAAGUAUUGAACAGAAGGUCCGAAAGUCACGAACAGAGGACCAAUAGAAGCAAUGAUGAAAAUCGGAAAAUCUUAGAAUUUUACGAAAUGAAUUGCGAGUUCUGCUCGGAGACUGUCUCUACCUUUGGCCGACUGCAAACGCACUGUCGAAAUGUUCAUAACAAAAGGGCAGGAGUGAAAUGCUGCGAUCGCAUAUUUUAUGUUAAAUCCAGAAUCAUUGAACACAUCAAUUCCCAUCAAAACCCGAAACGGUAUCACUGUGCCAUUUGCAACAGAUACUACCACAGCAAAGACUAUCUGGAAUUACACAACGUAAAAAUGCACAGCAACACGGUGGAGAAACCUUUCGAUUGCGAGAAGUGCGACAAAAGUUUCCACCAGCAGGGUUUAUUGAACGCCCAUCUGAAAACUCACAUCCAAGUGGAAUGCUCCGUUUGCCACCGAAUGUUAGCCAAUAUUUACAACCUCAAAAUGCACAUGCUAAGGCACAGCGAUAAUGUGAAACACAUUUGCGACACUUGUGGGAAAGAGUUCCGCUGUAAGGAGUCAAUUGAGCGACACAUCAAACGUCACAUGGGUAUUAAUCCGGUUGAACGACUCCAGUGCCAUAUCUGCAGCCGAUGGAUCACAGGAAAGCGCAAUCUGAAGCUACACAUGAGAACGGUUCAUUGCGAUAAAAAUCAGGAGUUUUCUUGUGAUAUCUGCUAUCAGAAGUACCGUAAUGAGCGGUCCUUAAGUGUUCACAAGGGUCGGGUUCACGUGGAAAAAAAGUUCGAAUGUGAGUUUUGCGGGAAAAAGUUCAAAAGAAGUAUAAACUGGAAGGAACACAGGGCUUCCCACACUGGUGAAACGCUGUAUUCGUGCGAUGUGUGCGGCAUGACCAGCAAUUCCAACGGUAAUCUUUACUCGCACAAGAAGAACAAACAUCCGGACGAAUGGUUGAAGGCGAAAAAGAAAGCUAUGGAAGUAGAUUAUGCUAGAUCAUCCUCGCAAUAAGUUGGUACGUCGCAGUCUGUAGAAGUAGAAGAUUCAAUGUGUUUCUGGACGGGAUGUAACAUCAGAGCGUCUUCCUCGUCAUUUUUGUUAGGCUUGUUUGUGAAACAAUAUAAAAAAAUUAUAGUUAUUUAAAGCUAUAUU
This is a messenger RNA of Topomyia yanbarensis, 1677 nucleotides long. RefSeq names its product transcription factor grauzone-like. The coding region runs from base 34 to 1536 and encodes 500 amino acids. The record is from RefSeq and is a predicted model, not a curated record. The transcript is spliced from 2 exons. NCBI's taxonomy places the organism in Eukaryota, Metazoa, Arthropoda, Insecta, Diptera, Culicidae. Gene Ontology annotation, molecular function: DNA-binding transcription factor activity; zinc ion binding. Gene Ontology annotation, cellular component: nucleus.